This is a messenger RNA of Penicillium roqueforti, 2106 nucleotides long. RefSeq lists its product as uncharacterized. Lineage: Eukaryota; Fungi; Ascomycota; Eurotiomycetes; Eurotiales; Aspergillaceae. The transcript has 2 exons. Bases 1 to 2106 code for a protein of 701 amino acids. The record is from RefSeq and is a predicted model, not a curated record.
AUGGAGCCUAUUAUGGAUCCUACCCAAUCAUUUUUCGACGCAUUUGUCGAUGUGCCUUGCGAUCAAGACUCGCAAAAGCCUAAUUCGAGCCCCGUCGGUGUGCCUUCUAAUGAAGGCCGUAUCCUGGGCCUCGAAGAAUGGAAAAUUCCCGAGACAGGUUUCCCCAAUGACCUUUGGGAACUCGCUCGUGCUAAUGGAUAUCACUUCGAGGGAGAGGACAACACGUCCGGCUCGACUUUCGAAGAUGCCUUUGUCCCACUCGGUGAGGACCCUGUCCUUGGCCCAGCGACUCUGGAUCACCUGGAGCUUCACGGUGGCUUGUGUAAUCCCAUCGUCGUUGAUGAUGAUGUGCCCAAACUGAGCACUUCCGCCAAACUGAGCACUUCCGCCAAACUGAGCACUUCCGCCAAACUGAGCACUUCCGCCAAACUGAGCACUUCCACCAAACUGAGCACUUCCACCAAGCAGCCUAGCAUAGUCUAUCCGCUGGAUACCCUCUUGUCUCUCGAAAACGCCGACCUGGGUCCUCCCCUUGCAUUCAUCCGACCUGCUUGCGCCACUUAUGCUCCAGUCACUCAACAUACUCAAGCCAUCAUUGAUCCGGCUGUUAAAGUUGCUCCUGUCACCGCUGCUCCUGUUACUACCGCUCCUAUCACUGCUGCCCAUGUCGCUCGAGUCGCUGCAGUCACGCAAUUCGCUGCUAAAUUCACCCAGCGCGCUUCGGUCAUCAGUGAUCCCACUGUUCAAGUCACUCCUGCCACUGAUGCCCCGGUUAUCCAAGCGACCCAUUCAGUCAGCGACAUCGCCAAUAUUGCUCCAGCUCCUCCUGCCACCCCCAGCUCAGCAACUGAAACGGUCAAGGUCUUUGAUUGGUCACAAGGCAAACCGGGCCCUAAUCCUAAGCAGUCACCCAAUAAGGCAGCCAAGCGGGUCCCUAAGAGGAAGCAAGAUGACGAGCUACACAAGAAACAGAAGAAGACAAAAGUGCAAAGCACCCCACGCAAGGCGAAGGGAAAAACAAUCUUGGCCUCAGUCACGCCAUCUCAGAAAAUUGCGUCUGCCCCGAUGACACCAAUGACUCAGUUCUCUGCCCCGAUGACCCCUGUUUCUACCUUGAUGACGCCAGUGGCAGCAGCCCAUCCCAGUCAACAGAACCAGCUUGAAAUCCAUGAGCGUCUUCAAAAUGAAGAGAAAUAUCUUCGUGUUGAAUGGGAUCAACUUCAGCAACAGCAAGCUCACCUCGAACGUCAGCCACCCGGGGAUCAACAGCAGCUCCUGAUCUACCAACAGCAGCGUCGGCUCCAUCAACAGCAGUUUCAGCUGUGUCUGGACAAGGUCAUGAAGCACAAAGCGCAAGUCCGUGAAUACCGGUCUCAGCGACAGCAUCAAAUGCAGCAGACCCAUCCAUUCCCAACCGCAGCGGGUCCACAGGUUCAGCAGGCCACCCCCCACAUGCAGGGAAUUUAUCAUACCCCUCCCAAUACCAAUGAGCGCAUGCAGUCUGCGAUGCAGCAGACCCAGCAAUACCAAGCUACAGCAACUCAGCAGGUUCAGCCCACCCAUCAAAUGCAGGGGGUUUAUCCCACCCCUCCCAAUGAGCGCGUGCGAUCUUUGAUGCAACAAACCCAACAACGCCAAGCUACAGAGGCCCAGCAGGUCCAGCAGCCCGCCUACCAUAUGCAAGCAGUCCAUCACACCCCUUCCAAGGAGCGCAUGGCGUCUGUGAUCCGACUAUCCCAGAAACUUCAAGAUUCAGUGGCUCAGCAGCAGCAGCCCACCUUGUACCAAACUCCUUUUAAGGCGCGCGUGCAGUCUGCCAUGCGGCAAACCCAGCAACUCCAUGCCUCAGCGGCCCAGCAGGUUCGGCGACCCACCCAACAAAUGCAGGGACCUUAUUACACCCCUACCCAGGAGCACAUGCAGUCUGUUUCUUCCCUUUCUGCCGCUUCGCCUAAGAAGAGAACAUUCGAGUUUGCGGAGAACAUCGUGCCUACCAAUUUUGUGGCCAACCCAAACAACCAUGCCCGGUGGACUGUUAGCCCCAAUGGCGACCGUACCUACCUGAAUGGACCCCAGGCGAAGAAGGCACGAGUUUCUACUAAGUAG